Molecule: messenger RNA, 1923 nt
Organism: Colletotrichum costaricense
Lineage: Eukaryota; Fungi; Ascomycota; Sordariomycetes; Glomerellales; Glomerellaceae
Exons: 1
Coding region: 1-1923 (640 amino acids)
Source: RefSeq, a predicted model, not a curated record
AUGGACUUCCUCCGUUCUCACAGUCGCAAGGGAAGAUCCCGCUUCUCAAAAGCCCUACCCACCCCUCCGUCUCCAAAGGCCGAAUCUCUUCCCAAGUCUAAGCAGCUCCCUUCGAUACCUCCCGUUCCUCCCCUCCCGUCCAAGAAGACGAAGACAUUCGCCAUGUCAGACAAACCGCUUCCACCACCGCAACCCCUCAACCAGUCUCUCCCUCCCCUCCCUCCUCUCGAGACAAAAGCGUUGCCCCCGGUACAUAUACCUCGCCGCCCAGUUGCAAAGCAAGCACCACCGCCCUCCGCCCCGGCGAACCAGCAGAAGCAGCAAGAGCAGUAUUCUCCCGAGGACGAAAGGAACUCCAUCGGCAGUCUGCUCUCGGCCUAUUCAAGAAGCUCAGGGGAAUCCCUCAUCAUGUCGCCGGAUGGAAGCGCAAGUCAGAGAGAUUCGAGCCAGGCAUACAACUCUGAACAGUAUGGGACAAGGGAAAACAAGAUUUUGACGCCAACCUCGUUGUCAUCCGGUGACAAUGACCACUACGGCGCACAAAAGUUCACAACCAACAAGGGCCUACCACCUCACCCGGCCUACUACAAUGAGCAGGCCGGCGCCGCUCCGGUCAACUCGGCACCCGCCCCGACUGCUGGCAGCCCGACAAGCUAUGUAUCGGCAGCAUCGCCUCAGCAACAGCAGCGACCACUAUGGAGGAGGAGAUCCGUAAAAUCUGAUCGUAAUAUAGAGGUGCCAGAUCUACACCUAACAGUCAGCCACGGGUCAACCGCUGCUUCUUCUCAGCCGAACACCGCGCAAUCAUCUUACACAGCAACUCCUCCUCCGGCCCAGCAGCAACAAUUUCCUCCUCGCAGCACAUCGAAUCUUCCCGGCAGAAAUAUUCGCCCAGUUCCCUCUCAAAGUCAGGCGGCUCAGACGAACAACAUGGGCCAAGAGGUCUCGCGGUUGAAGGAGAAAGUCCAUCAUUUGCGCGAUGGUCAAAAUGGCGCAAAUGUGGGAACGUCUCAUAGCGACACUGCGCUCUCGCCAACUCAACGCCUGCCGACUCCCGAUUAUGAGAAGGAAGACGUCAAAACGCCGGUUGUCGAAACAAUCGUAUCGCCCGUCUCACCCGCUUCCUCUCCCGAGCCUGGCCGCGAGCAAUCGAACGAGUCCAAGCCUCCUAUCCCCCGCAAAGCGGUCACGGCCCGCAACUUACACAACGCUCAGAGCUUGCCUCAAAUGCGCGCAGAUGGGCCUGUGACCAGCAACGAGGCUCCCCCGACAAUCACGAGAGACUUUGCAGUCAGCCCUGUUAGUCCCGAUCCUCAGAACCAGCUGCCGCCUCGGGCCGCCUCCAACAAGCAGCAGCAGCAGCAGCAGCAGCAGCGGGAGUAUGUACCCUAUGCGCCAGCACCCGGAUUCGCGCAGGGAGAUAUGCGACCCGCCUCGAGAGAUCAGCGCCCCAACCAAGAACCCGUCGAGUACCGCGAGCUCAAGGUCAAGGACCUGCCGCCUGCCGACCCUCGCGCGUCGUUCUUCCCCAUGCAGGGUUCCGAGCCUCCCAGCCCCGGCAUGAUCUACAAGGCUCUGCCAUUAAAAGAGAGCAUGCUCGAUUGCUACGUCAAGCACCGCACCAUGGACCGAACUCGCAACCGCAACUACGCCCUAACAUGCCAGACGUGCGGCAAGGCCGAUACCGAGGAUCGUUACAAGUGCCAGUUCUGCUACGUACGCAUGUGCGCUUCCUGCCUGCAAAUCUUCAACAGCAACCGCAGAGACCUCCGGAAGCUUAUGGCUCACUUGGAGGGCAACCCUCAGAGCGGCGGCUCCCAGGAGCGUCCUCCCACGGCAGCUGGCAUCGAGGCUCCCGAGAAGGAAGAGCAGCGUACAGACGCUCAACAACAGCAACAGAAUCAGCAAUCAGUCACAGCCUGA